Messenger RNA from Aphanomyces invadans, 2773 nucleotides. RefSeq lists its product as hypothetical. The transcript is spliced from 10 exons. Bases 57 to 2078 code for a protein of 673 amino acids. The record is from RefSeq and is a predicted model, not a curated record. NCBI's taxonomy places the organism in Eukaryota, Oomycota, Saprolegniomycetes, Saprolegniales, Verrucalvaceae.
GUCGGAAGUUUCAAGAUUGUGUCGAUCGCGAUGCGCGGCCAAAUGUUCGAUUUGGAAUGCCACACUUCCCAGAGGAGAAUCGUACGAGGCCGCGGCACGGCAUGAGCGCCCAGACGAGGCUUGGCAUUAAUCUUGGGCAGGUCGAAGAUGAGCUGCGUGCAGCCGAGGCCUAUCUCAUUACUCCAACUGCACUCGACAAGUCCGCAACCAACCUCACCAUGACCGAAGCACGUCGGAAAGAGAUUCUUGCCAAGCUCAAUGCCGAGCGAACAGCCAUGCGCCAGCGCAAGGCGGAUGGUCAACAAAUCGACGCAGUCGCCUCGUCAUCGUUCUUGAACUCGACGGCAUUUUUCCCACUCCCAUCACUCAGCGCCAAGCCAGAGUUUGACAGUCUCGAUAUCCACGACGCUGACGAUGCAUUUGAAUCAAAACGCUGCCAUCGCGAUGACGGCGAUGCACAUCGUGCCUUUGGUAGCGACGAUGAUGACAGCUUGACCUUCUUGAAGGAACUGCAGCACGCAGAUGGCGACGAUACCCUCUUUUUUGCAUCAGACAUCCAUCAACUGCCGCCUCCGCCGUCGACAGAGCAUGCUCACUUGUCGUUCGACCGCUGUUCCAUCUUGAGCGAGAGCUCCAGCCAGCAGCACGUGGACUCUUUCCCGCUCUCGACCCCAAGUCUUGCUUCCAACGCAGAGCGGUCUGCUACCGCCCCAGCACAUCCUUCACGGCCACCAAAGAAAAGCGUGCGAUAUGACGGAGACCUUGAAUCGACAGAUCGACCUGUAUCAGCUCGACAACCCGAAACAUCUAUAAUCUCGCCGAGUUCCGCCGAGACUACGUCGACCCAAGCCAAGGCACCGACAAAAAGACCGUCAUCUCGAAAGUUGCGAGCAGAGGUCACCAAUCCGUCGCCGACUAACCCAUUCAUCCUACGUUUGUCCGAGCCUGUCGCGUCGGCAUCACAUGUGCGACAUGCGCUAUCAAGGACGUCGGCCGCUCAACAGAAGAAGCGUAUGGAACAACUAGCUCAAUCCGUCGAUUACACGGUGCGCGAAAAGGCCAAAGUUGCCCAAGACAUGGCAGCGUUUACCACCUCCUGCUCGUUUCUGCCAAAUUCGAGAGGUCCUUUGCCACGAGGACACCCAACGCUAAGGACGCCCGAAAAAGCAACAAAAAGCGCUAAGACGGCCAAGCCACCGCCAUCUUGGAGUCCCCACAAGAAAGCCAAACUCGACGAACUCACGGAACGGUUGCAUGGGGAAGGGUCGCUGCGAUUCGAACUUCGGGAAAAGGUCAAGCAAGUUCUGGAUGACCAGCACAUGCGCGCGACGUGUACAUUCAAGCCCCAAAUCAAUCGAAAUCGGUCUGCGGUCGGCGCAACCACCGCCCAAAAACCCAUUCACACUCGACUUCCCGAGCUCCACCGCCACAAAAAAGAAAUGCUGCGGCAGCUCGAACACGCCAUCGAAGCCGAGACCCAACUCACCUUUACACCCACGAUCAACCCGCACAGCCAAAAACUCGCCCACGACUUGUCCAAGAUCGAUGUGACCGCUCGUCUCGUCCAAGAUGCGGAAGAGAGCGCCGAGAAGAAGCUUCAAAUACAAGCGUAUUAUGCUGCAUUGGACGAGCCAGCGUUCACCCCUUGUGUGAACGACCGCAGCCAGGCCAUCGUGGAACGUAAGCCCGAGUUCAAGCUGGACUUUGUCACAAGGCAGCAGUUGCUCCAAGCGCAACUGGAGCAGAAAUUCGAGGCAAAGCUGGCCCUCGAGGAGAGAGUGCAAGCUGAGGAAAAACCAUUUCAGCCGUGUAUUGGAAACUCGAACCAAGUGCUGCAAUUCACUCGGCCCAAGCGUUUGGUCGAGUCCAAACAGGCUCAGCUGUAUCGCAUGACGUACGAGGAGCCGCGGCAACGAGAGCUGGCAAAGAAGCGCCUCGAGGAUGAAAAGUACGAGAAAUUCAGCCACAAGCCAGUGUUGAACAAAGUGUCGAAAGCCCUCGGCCAACCCACGUCGAUCCACAAGCUUGCUCAAGUUUGGGCAGCGCAACGUCCAACUGUGAGUCUCAUUCGUGUGUGAAUAGAAACCAUCGACAAAAACCAUUCGAUCCCGCGUGGUGCGGGACAUGGAUGCCCAGGAGCAAGCGGAGUGCAGGUUCCGCCCGGCACUCGUGGCCGCCGACCCUGACCUCGAUCGCACGAGCGUGUGGAAUCCAGAGACGUGCUUACAGCAAAUCGAGCAAGCACGAAUCAUGCGACGUCAAAAGCUCGAAGACCAGCGGAACUCGUUGGAGUUUCAAGAGCUACAAGCGUGCACGUUUGCCCCCGCCAUCAAUCGACCGACGCCAAGACCGUCGAGGGCACCCGUGGUAGUCCGGGGCCUCGGUCGGUUCUUGGAACUGAAACAACUCGCCAAGCGACAAGAAGCGGAGCUAAAGUACGUCGUGUCAGCAUGUCGUGGCACUUCCUCCUUAUGGUCCAUUCCAGAGAGCGCGAAGCCAAAGCUUUCACCAACACACGGGACUUCACUCCUCGGGCGUAUACCGUGCCCCAACCAUUCAAUCUGUCGUACGAUCAGCGUCGCCGCGCUCGCCAAGAGCAGGUGAAGGCCGAAAGGGACGCCAAGGAGCUGAGCGAGUGCACUUUCCAGCCACAAACGAUGGAGCAGAAGAAUCGUCGGCUCAUUCAGAGCCUCUUGCAAUGACCUAACGAAUAAAACACACGACAUCAAGGCGGGUGCAUCAUGCUGUGUGGCUCGUGCCGCCUUUCCGUAAC